This is a messenger RNA of Mycotypha africana, 495 nucleotides long. RefSeq lists its product as uncharacterized. The record is from RefSeq and is a predicted model, not a curated record. The annotation marks the transcript as partial. Lineage: Eukaryota; Fungi; Mucoromycota; Mucoromycetes; Mucorales; Mycotyphaceae. The transcript has a single exon.
AUGGCCAACCUGUGGUCACCUGAACAGCGCGUCACACCUCAGCAGUUAUUUUCUGUUUUAAGCGAGAAGUUCCACGACGUGGUAGAAAUAUACCCAGGCGAUUCCGAACGCGAGAAGCAGUUUGCGAAAAUGAGGUACUACUUGUGUGCCGUCAAGACAACGAUCAACGAAGCAGCGCAGUAUGCAGCGGCAUCGGAUUACCCGACGUACAUUGGCGUGCUCGGUCAUCAAAUUGAAAUGGGCCUGCGUCAUUGCUAUAAAUCAGUUCUUCCUGCCGACUAUCAGCUUUCUGUCCCUUUGUUUGAAGAUACCAUGAGUGAUGUAGAGUUUUUCACAGCGCUUGAGAACGACUAUAUCAACCGAGCUAACAACUCACCUAUACCCAUGCUUACAGCAGUAUCUAUUUAUCAUGAAUAUUUGAUCAUGGCCAAGUCUUACGUGCCCAAAUGCCCGAUGGAAGCGAGCGUCAAUACAGAAGAGCUGCUUCGUCGUUUC